CUCGUGCUUGGAGCCCCGCCUCGCGCUGACUGCACACCUGAGAAACGCGGAGGGGACAACAGCCGCAGAUGAAGGUGAGCUGCUGGCCCUGAGACAAGGAGGAGCUGUCCGGGGAGCGGAGGAGAAGGAGGAGAGGUGGGYUUUUAAUUGUUGCUGGAUAAACAAGCAUGAUGGGUGAGGCUCCUGUCAUUGAGGAUGGUGCUGUGACUCGAUCAGCAGAGUACGUGGGUUCGUUUCCUGUGGACGACUGCUGCUUGGACGAGCAGAUCAACCAGCUGCACGCACGCCUGAAGUCCCUCAAAGCGUGCAAAAGACGGAGGCCGGUGUCGUUAAAGUUCUCCCUCAAAGGUGUGAAAAUGUACGACGAAGAUGAAAUGACUCUGCUGAUGGCUCACGCUUUGAGGAGAGUCUCCCUGUCCACCGCCCGCCCCGUCGACGACCAGUUCGCCUUCGUUUCUCAUAACCCAGGCAGCACCGAUGCCCAACUUUACUGCCACGUAUUUAAAGCAAGACACGCCAGAGCGGCUCAGUUCCUGAACCUGCUGCUGUGUCGCUGUUUCCAGUUAUCCUACUUGGAGAAACACCCGGAAGAAGCACAAGAAGAGGAGCACGUUGGCUCUUUGCCUCAGCGAAGCCCCUCGCUGCUCAACCAUGGCUUCCCUCUCAGUGUCAGCGCCCUGGUUUCCUUUAGACGAGCUCCUUUUCGAGGAUUGUUGCAUGGCACAAAGAAAAGUAAGCACUCCUCCAACGACCUGCAAACCUGCCAAGACGACGUCUUUUCGACCUCCUCUCCCUCUUUGAUGCGCAAGAAAGUCAUCCGCACCAAAGGGCUGCGUUCCGGUGCUUACCGCUCCUUCACUUUCACGCCGCUCAAACAGCAUAGUCUCCAGGAGCGGCUGAGCGAGUCACAAGGAAAAAAUCAAGGCAAAGCAGCAGUGAAGAGAUCCAGGAUUCCGAGUUUAGCGGAGACGGAGGAAGCGCUGGCUCAAGCUGUGUGGUGUUGGGCUGGUGUCGCAACUGACAGCUGCUACUCCCUCCUUGCGGACGACGUUCUGGGAUCGUAUCUUCUGUGCCCACAUCCUAAAAAGCCCAAAUGUGGUUCUCUCAUCAUCCGCUUCCCCUCUGGUUUGGUCACGCACCUCAUUGUGAACACUCGGAAAGGGAAGUUUUUACUGGAGAAAUGCAAAACAGAGUUCGAUUCCAUUGCUGAGAUGAUCGAAUACUACUCUCAGACCCUGGAUGAGCUGCCGUGUCUGCUGAGCUGUGCCCGGGUCAACCACUGCUACGAGUGGGAGGAAAACGCCAACACGCAGCAGUCUUUGAAGCCACACAAGAACUCACAYAAAGCCAAAAUUAAAAGUACCCACUAAAAAGUAUGUGUGUGAACACGGCAACCACCAGCCUCAGAGGUUUCAAAAUGGGUGACACUGUUAUUCCUUUUGCACAUUUAUUGUAUUUUAUUUUAAAAUCACAUGGUGUUAUGGGGUCGAUUCACAAACUGAAACUCUACACUUAUCAGUGUUGGCACUUGUAUGUAAAUACGGUAUGGUUCUUUUAGUAAAUAUAUAAUUUGUCUUAUUUGUGUAAGACAUACAAUUUUGUAGUACCGGUAGCUGCUUUUGUAUUUAAAUGUGACUUUUUAAAAUAUUUUUAUGUGCUUGUAAAUUGUCAAGAGUUUACAAAUGUUCUUAGAUGUGGAACUACUGCAGUAACUCGAACACAUGGUGUUGUUCUGGGAAAGGCCUAACUUUUCUUUUUAAUCUUUAUAGUUACGACAGUAUUUUUUUAAUCACACUUUUAAUCUUGUACCACUGUGUUUUUCAGAAAACAACAGCACCGCAGUGUCUAAUUUUUUAUUGAAUCAAAGACAUGGUUAUGUAUAUAGUGUGUUACAUGUAUUUUACCAGAAACAUUGUUUUUCCAGUAGCCUGUUUCUGAAAGUUUUUUYCAUGUCCAUUGAGUGCAGUUUUAUUUCUUACCUGCGCUGACAAUAAAUGACAGGCUUUCUCUUCUCAGUCAACAUGCUACUAAAA
Messenger RNA from Austrofundulus limnaeus, 2033 nucleotides. RefSeq names its product SH2 domain containing 5 (gene sh2d5). Gene Ontology annotation, cellular component: postsynaptic density. The record is from RefSeq and is a predicted model, not a curated record. The transcript has 10 exons. The coding region runs from base 168 to 1370 and encodes 400 amino acids. Lineage: Eukaryota; Metazoa; Chordata; Actinopteri; Cyprinodontiformes; Rivulidae.